Alosa alosa (allis shad) is the source of this 744-nucleotide messenger RNA. It is a transcript of the gene dnlz, whose product is annotated as DNL-type zinc finger. Gene Ontology annotation, biological process: protein stabilization; protein import into mitochondrial matrix; protein folding. Bases 63 to 674 code for a protein of 203 amino acids. The record is from RefSeq and is a predicted model, not a curated record. Gene Ontology annotation, cellular component: mitochondrion. Lineage: Eukaryota; Metazoa; Chordata; Actinopteri; Clupeiformes; Clupeidae. Gene Ontology annotation, molecular function: zinc ion binding; protein-folding chaperone binding. The transcript has 3 exons.
UAAUCACAUGUGCAAUCAGAAUCACAUGAAGGGCGAAUGACCAAAACAGGAAGUUCCACAACAUGUUUUCUGCCACUAAAGUGAUGUUUUCCACAUCACGAGUUCUGUCAAAGAAUAUAGUUCAUGGGUCAUCUUUUCUCAUUGUACGUACAGAGCAGAUAUGUGUGCUGAAACGAUUGACAAGUGCAUACGGUCAAUGGGCGAGGGAGUCCCCUACAAUUCGCUGUACCUUUUGGUCUGGACAAACGGCGCCUGGGCUAUUGUGUGGAAGUCGCCUGGACAAUUCACAGACCUUCUCCACGACAGCAAGCAUUAGCGCUGAUGCCAUCGGUAGCAUACAAUCGAAGCAUUAUCAACUGGUAUACACGUGUAAGGUGUGCUCCACCAGAUCGACGAAGAAGAUCUCCAAGCUGGCCUAUCAUAACGGUGUUGUCAUAGUGAAGUGCCCCGGAUGCGAGAACCAUCACAUCAUUGCUGAUAAUCUGGGCUGGUUUUCCGACCUAGAGGGGAAAAGAAAUAUUGAAGAGAUCCUUGCAGCCAAAGGUGAGCAAGUGCGAAGGAUCGAAGGAGACGCUGCACUGGAGAUUCUGGCAGAGGAGCCUGGCAAAAAAGCACAGCAGGAGACACAUGAACAGGACACUGCAGCUUUGCCAAGCAACUCUGAGAAAACAUGACCAAUAUGUAUUGUUUAUUAAUGUUUUGUUAUGUUUUUGUCAUUGAGAAUAAAUUAUAAUUUCUAUGAAA